Messenger RNA from Monoraphidium neglectum, 375 nucleotides. RefSeq names its product tRNA A64-2'-O-ribosylphosphate transferase. The transcript has 2 exons. Gene Ontology annotation, biological process: charged-tRNA amino acid modification. The annotation marks the transcript as partial. Gene Ontology annotation, cellular component: cytoplasm. Gene Ontology annotation, molecular function: tRNA adenosine(64)-2'-O-ribosylphosphate transferase activity. The record is from RefSeq and is a predicted model, not a curated record. Lineage: Eukaryota; Viridiplantae; Chlorophyta; Chlorophyceae; Sphaeropleales; Selenastraceae.
AUGAAGGAGCCUGGAGUUGACUCGCGUGGCGAGGACCUGCUCUUGUCAACGCGACAGCCGCUGUCAUCCGUCCUCAGGGACCUCAAACGAGAGAGCAACGACUUGUGGUCAUGCAUAAACAGCUUACUCGAGGACGAGCGCUUCGUGGCGGAGCUCAGGCAGCUGUACCCCUCCCUCCCCCUCGUCGCCAACCUGCGGUGCGGCCUCUGGUACGCGCCCCGCUUCGACGCGACCUGCUACUUCAAAUCGACAGACGGCCACAACGGCUGGUGGAGCUUCUCCACCACGCGCCUCAACAUGGCGCUCGCAGAGGCGGCGGCGGCGCGCGGCGGCGCCGUCGUGGUCGACGCGACGCGCAAGGGCAAGCGCUUCCCG